AUGGGCUCCAUAUCGAAAACUGACUAUGUUGAGAAGGCGCACUCUGAGCCAGGAAAACUCAAAGUGGUUCAUGUUGGCGCCGGUGCAGCUGGCUUGAUCACGGCGUAUAAGGCGAAGAAGAUUCUCUCUAACUAUGAACUGACGAUCUACGAAAAAAAUGCCGACGUCGGAGGAACAUGGUUCGAGAACGGGUAUCCCGGUGUGGGAUGUGAUGUGCCAUCCCAUUCAUAUGCCUUUACCUUCGAGCCUAAUCCAGAGUGGAGUGGAUACUACGCGGGUGGACAGGAAAUUCAAAAUUAUAUGGUGAAUUUUGCCAAAAAUCACGAUCUCUACCAAUACGUGCGAUUUGAAACAGAAGUGAUUCAAGCCACUUGGUGUGCAGAAGAUGGUGAAUGGCAACUCGAACUGCAACGGCAAGACGGUACUCGGUUUUACGACAGAUGUCAUGUCCUCAUCAAUGGAUCAGGGCCUUUGAACCGAUGGAAAUGUGUGGAUCCUCCUAUAAUGCCACCCACGUAUGCCAUGUUAACAGCCAUAGGGCCCGACAUCGACGGUCUUCAUGACUACUGUGGCAUUCUCACCCACACUGCGAAGUGGGACCCGAGCAUUGACUUCAAGAAUAAGCGGGUGGCCGUCAUCGGAACGGGUUCUUCUGGAAUCCAAAUCAUUCCCCAGAUAGUCAAAGAUGUUAAAUCACUAUCGGUAUUUAUACGAUCAACGCAAUGGAUCGUCCCUCCCGCAGCAUGGCAGGAUCUGCGUCUGUUUCCUGACGAUCCUGAAAAGUCAGCCAUGCCUGCACCGGCUAGGAAGCAUUUCUACACCGAAGAUGAGAAGCAUGUCUUCCGCACAGAUCCUGCACGAUUUCUAGAAUACCGCAAAGCUGUCGACGGAGUCAUGCAGGAGCGAUUCCCGAUUUUCCUGCGCAAUCAUCCCAUGCACGAUAUGACAACCGAGAUGAUUUCCCAGAUGAUCAGCGCACGAGUUGGGCCCGAUAGACAGGAUUUGAAAAAGUUGUUUACGCCUGAAUUUUCACCCGGAUGUCGUAGACCAACUCCUGGCGAUGGAUUCCUUGAAGCACUGGUGGAAGACAAUGUCCGAGUGAUCACCGAUAAAAUCACACGGUUGAAUAAAACAGGCAUUGAAUUAGGAAACGGCGACAAUUUGGAGUUUGAUCUGAUCAUUUGUGCAACUGGCUUUGACGUUGCCUUUGCACCACACUUCACUGUGACCGGCUCGGAAGGCCGAACCAUGCGCGAAGAGUGGAGUAAAUCUCCAAAUAUCUAUCUCAGCAUGGCCACGCCACAUUUUCCCAAUUUUUUCUUCAUUGGUGGCCCAACAGGCAACUGGGCUCAAGGAUCAGUCUUAAUUACUCAUGAGGUCCAAGCAGAGUACGCACUACAGUGUGCAGCGAAGAUAAACACUGAGAAUCUACAUUCGUUGACACCCAAGCAAAGUGUGACAACGCAGUGGCGACGCCAUGUAGAUACAUGGCAUGAUUCAAACUCGGUCUGGGCCGAGUCCUGUCGAUCGUGGAUGAAAUACAACGGAAGAAUUCAGCUGUGGCCGGGAAGUAUGCUUCACAUGAUCAAAUCGCUCAAGUGCCCCAGGUUUGAGGACUACGACAUCAAACAUCGAGAGGACAACAUGUGGUCGUAUCUGGGGGACGGGCGGACUGCGUUGGAGUUGAAGAAAGAACAGGGGCACUUGGUGGAUAUGGCUCCAUUCAUGCGAAUUCGAGAUGAGCCCUGGUCAGUGGAGUAG
Penicillium macrosclerotiorum is the source of this 1761-nucleotide messenger RNA. Its product is annotated as flavin-containing monooxygenase. The record is from RefSeq and is a predicted model, not a curated record. The transcript is spliced from 10 exons. NCBI's taxonomy places the organism in Eukaryota, Fungi, Ascomycota, Eurotiomycetes, Eurotiales, Aspergillaceae. Bases 1 to 1761 code for a protein of 586 amino acids.